Messenger RNA from Eutrema salsugineum, 1701 nucleotides. RefSeq names its product O-fucosyltransferase 7. Gene Ontology annotation, cellular component: cytoplasm. The transcript has 13 exons. Lineage: Eukaryota; Viridiplantae; Streptophyta; Magnoliopsida; Brassicales; Brassicaceae. The record is from RefSeq and is a predicted model, not a curated record. The coding region runs from base 1 to 1701 and encodes 566 amino acids.
AUGCGACGGCGGAGGAAGCCGGUGGUGAUGGCGGCGAUACGGAGGGUGCUAACGUGCGCCAUAUGCAUAAUAGCAUUACUCGGUUUUCUCUCUGUACAUAUCUACGUUGCUCCUUUCAACAGACUCCCCAGGCUUCACCUAAACAACAAACACCACACUCGCCGAGGAGAUACCAUCAACUACGAAAAAUCGAUCACAGAACAGAGCUCCACGAGGAACCUGUCUCGUUCGGAAUCGAUUGAAUCUCCUUUCAUCUCCAAACCCAAGAACAAUGUGAUCCAGUAUCAGAGCUCAGUAUCGGAACACAUCAACAACACACAGGAGCUAUUUCCUCCUCAUAUCUCAACAAACCCAUCUUCUUCUUCCAAGUUGAAUACUACAAGCGGGAUACCGGAUUAUGACAAGCUUUGGAAACCUCCACCAAACCGCAGUUUCGUUCCUUGUGUCAAUCCCAAUCCUAAUUACACAUCUCCAUUGGAAUCUAGAGGCUAUCUUCUUGUUCACACAAAUGGUGGUCUUAACCAGAUGCGUGCUGGGAUAUGUGACAUGGUAGCUAUAGCCCGUAUUAUAAAUGCAACACUUGUAGUCCCAGAGCUCGAUAAACGAUCUUUCUGGCAGGAUACUAGUAAGUUCUCGGAUGUAUUUGAUGAAGAUCACUUCAUCAAUGCUUUAUCUAAAGAUGUGAGAGUCAUCAAGAAGCUUCCAAAAGGUAUUGAUGGACUCACGAAGGUGGUUAAGCAUUUCAAAAGCUACUCAGGAUUUAGUUACUACCAAAAUGAGAUAGCUAGCAUGUGGGAUGAAUACAAGGUGAUCCGAGCAGCCAAAUCCGAUUCUCGUCUUGCAAACAACAAUCUACCUCAAGAUAUUCAGAAGCUGCGAUGCCGUGCUUGCUAUGAGGCUCUACGCUUCUCUACUAAAAUCAGAUCAAUGGGAAAUCUUUUGGUUGAUAGGAUGAGAUCUUAUGGUCCAUACAUCGCGUUGCAUUUGAGGUUCGAGAAAGACAUGCUAGCUUUCAGUGGCUGCAACCACGGUUUAUCUGCUUCUGAAGCUGCUGAGCUAAGGACGAUCAGGAAGAACACAGCGUAUUGGAAAGUGAAAGAUAUUGACGGAAGAGUACAAAGGCUCAAAGGCUAUUGUCCACUGACUCCAAAAGAAGUUGGAAUUUUGCUGACAGCUCUCGGAUAUUCAUCAAAGACGCCGAUAUAUAUAGCUGCUGGUGAGAUUUACGGUGGUGAGUCUCGGUUAGCCAGUCUAGGCUCUCGUUUCUCCAUGUUAAUGAGUAAGGAAAAAUUGGCAACAAAAGAAGAGCUUAAGCCAUUUAUGAACCACUCAACUCAAAUGGCUGCACUUGACUACAUUGUUUCCGUCGAAAGCGAUGUUUUUAUUCCAUCGUAUAGCGGAAACAUGGCAAGAGCUGUUGAAGGGCAUCGCCGGUAUCUUGGUCACCGGAAAACCAUCUCUCCAGACAGGAAAGGCAUUGUGAGGUUGAUAGACAAAAUUGGAAGAGGAUCUGAGAAAGAUAACAUGAAAGUGUAUGAAAGAAUCGUAGAGAUUCACAAAACCAGGCAAGGAUCACCAAGGAGAAGAAAAGGACCGGUUUCUGGAACAAAGGGUUUGGAGAGACAUCGUUCUGAGGAAUCUUUCUACGAAAAUCCAUUACCGGACUGUCUCUGCCAGAGAGACUCAAGUAAACCGAGAUGA